AUGGCGGAAUCUACAUUGCAGGACCGCCUGCGCGAGCACUCAAAGGCCUUUGAUGGUCUUUUGUCCCUCAUCCCGGCCAAGAUGUACUAUGGAGAAGACAACUCUGACCAAUGGAAGAAGACGAAGCAGACAAAAGCCGAAGCCAAAGCGGCCAAGAUCUCCAAGCUGGACCCUGAUAGCGAGCUGAACCGCAACGCAAAGGAGGUCAUGGAUGAGCGCGCAGCGCGCAACAAGCGCAAGCUGCAGGAGAUGCAGGAGGAGGAGGAUAGACAGGAGGCUGCCGGCGAUGACGAGGGCAUCCCCGGCGUGCAGAGGGAGCUGCCCGGCCAGGGCCUCCGCAAUAAGGACUAUAAGAAGCAGAAGACGGCCGACCCUCUCGACACCGUUGAGGACGCCAACCCAGCCGAGAUGUCGCAAAAUCAGCUCAUGAGACUCGCGAGGAAGGAGGCCAAGAAGGAAAAGCGCGCCGACAAGAAGGCGAAGAAGGCCGAGAAGAAGGCUGCUAAGAUGGAAACCGGCGAAUCUGCCACACCCGUCGCCGCCGUCGGUGACGCUGCCUCCCAAGUGUCCGAGGUCAAGGCGUCCAGCAAGCCGGCGGAGGAGGCUAAGACCUCAGCAAAGUCCCCCGCCGCUACCGCCAAGAAGGAGUCCAAGAAGGAGUCAAAGAAGCAACAGAAGAAGGCCGAGCCCAAAGACGCCAAGCCCGCCAGCAAUGACCAUGACAGGGACGGCGACAAGGACGACGAGGAGUACGAGACCGUCGACGAAGAGUCCGAUGACGAGGGCUACGCUGCGACGGCGGACCUCAACCCUCUCGACCUCUCCGGUCUCAAGCCCACCGAGUCCAGCAGCGGCGCCUCAAGCCCGACCUCGACACCGGACUCCACCUUUGACACCGCCGCGGGGGCAACCGCCGCCUCCGCCGAGGCCACGAGCGCGACGACCUCGACGAGCUCCACGGUCCCGCCCUCCGAGAAGCCGAAGCACAUCAAGCUCCCCGCCGACACCUCGGCUCUCCGCGCCCGGCUCGCGGCGCGGAUAGAAGCCCUCCGCGCGGCCCGCAAGGCCGACGGCCCGGACGGCAAACCGAUUCGCACACGCCAGGAGCUCAUCGAGGCGCGCCGCGCCAAGCAGGCCCAGCGCAAAGAGCACAAGAAGGAGCUCCGCACCAAGGCGCGUCUCGAGGAGGAGGCCAAGCGCGAGGAGGCGCUGGUUCUCAACUCGCCCAGCGUCAUGUCGCCGCGCGUCGGCCUCGGCGACGACGACGAGCCGGCCAACUUCGCCUUUGGCCGCGUCGCGUUCGACGACGGCACCAAGCUCUCGCACGACCUGUCGCAUGCGCUCAACACGCACAAGAAGCGCGGGCCGUCGGACCCCAAGACGGCGCUCAUCAAGAUCCAGAACCAGAAGAAGCGGCUCGCGGCGCUCGACAAGGAGAAGCAGGCCGACAUCGCCGAGAAGGAGCAGUGGCUGACGGCGCGGAAGCGGGCCGAGGGCGAGCGCAUCCGCGACGACGAGCAGGCGCUCAAGAAGGCCGUCAAGCGCAAGGACCAGACCAAGAAGAAGAGCGAGAAGGCGUGGAAGGAGCGCAGCGAUGGCGUCGCCAAGGCGAUCCGCGAGAAGCAGAAGAAGCGCGACGACAACAUCAAGAAGCGCAAGGACGAGAAGCUCGCGCACAAGCUCGGCCGCAAGAGCGGGAAGAAGGUCGGCAGCGGGCCCAAGAAGGCGAGGCCCGGGUUCGAGGGAAGUUUCGGCGGUGGCAAGAAGAAGAAAUAA
Messenger RNA from Colletotrichum higginsianum IMI 349063, 1776 nucleotides. RefSeq names its product Surfeit locus protein 6. Bases 1 to 1776 code for a protein of 591 amino acids. Gene Ontology annotation, molecular function: RNA binding; DNA binding. The transcript has 3 exons. Gene Ontology annotation, biological process: ribosomal small subunit biogenesis; ribosomal large subunit biogenesis. Lineage: Eukaryota; Fungi; Ascomycota; Sordariomycetes; Glomerellales; Glomerellaceae. Gene Ontology annotation, cellular component: nucleolus. The record is from RefSeq and is a predicted model, not a curated record.